Equus caballus (horse) is the source of this 5204-nucleotide messenger RNA. RefSeq names its product immunoglobulin superfamily containing leucine rich repeat 2 (gene ISLR2). NCBI's taxonomy places the organism in Eukaryota, Metazoa, Chordata, Mammalia, Perissodactyla, Equidae. Gene Ontology annotation, molecular function: protein binding. The record is from RefSeq and is a predicted model, not a curated record.
UCUGGACUAGGGACCCGCUCCCGCUCUCCCACUGCAGGGUCAAAGUGCUCUGCCCCCUCCGCCCUCCUGGAAGAUAUCUUCCCCGCAGGGCGCCCCCUGCCCCGCGCCCUCACCCUCAGUGGGCUGUGGGGACUACAGGCCCAAGCAGGUGGAGGGAAGUUCUGGGUUCUGAAUUCUGGACUGAGCGAGGUGCGCUGGUCUCAGCCGGCUGCACCGCCUGUAGCGGCGGCAGGAGUAGGAGAGAGGGAGGCACCCGGAGCGUGCGCGCACCAGUCUGUUCAUAUUUAAUUUACAAAGGAUCCUCGGAACCCCCGGUCGGGUGGCCUCUUUAGCUGCCGCGCUCCUCGCCCCUCUUUCUCCCCCACCUCCUCAGCUCAUUAAAAUGCUCAACACUCAAAUCGGGAGAUUGAUCUCCGAGGCCCCAAACCCGUGCUAUCGACCCGCUGCCAGAGACCCCACCUCCCGGGGUGAGAGCUGGAGGGCCACGGGCGUCCGAGGAGCUCAGUGUCUACAGAAAGGACCGAGGAAGGCGGGGUUCUGCAUGUCUCCCGGAGCCUAGACCCCUUUCCAGAUUCUGGCCAGCAACUCUGUCUCCAGGGCUGCCUUGGGCUUUGCAGGGAGACAGAAAUAGAGUUUUAGCCAAAAGCCUCGACAUUCCUGCGCCUCCACCUCCUUGUUGCUAAAAGAAAUGUGGGGGUUUCGCCAGAGACAGGGAGUGAGAGUCGGGAACAGCGAGUACGAGUCUGCUGAGGCCGGCUGUUGUGUGAGGGUGUGAGACGGUGGGGCGGGGGCGGGCCGCGGAGGCUGUAGGGGACAGUGUGUGGGGUUGACGGUGUUUUUGCUUGUGAGGCUGUGAAUAUAUUGGCGUGUCGGGGAGAGGCAGAGAGAUACUCGCCUUAAGUUCCUAGCCCACAGUGCUCAAGAGGAGCAGAGGUUCUGUAACCAUCCCUUUCGGUGCCGCUGUCUGCUGCAGUCCCGGGGCUCCAUUCGCCUCCAGCUGGCAAGACCUGAAGAUGAGGCGCUUGGUCCUCUCAGGCUGGUUUCCUGGGAGCGUAGGCUGAUACCCGCCCGCGCCGCCCCACCCGGCGGGGCGCACAGGCCUGUGCCUUGGGCUUUGGGCUUCAACGCCGGUUUAGCCACAAAAGACGAGACUUAAGGAGUCUGGCUCAAGAGGUCUGCCUGCGCCACAGCCUGCAUUUGCAAAAAGAGUUUAAAGGCAAAGACAGGCCACCCCCACUUUAGUCGUGCGCCCUUCCUUCCCUCAAAUUCCUCAAAAAUGGUUUGUCUCACGUGUUGCGGGGCGUAAAAGCGGCUCACAUUCAGUUAGCAGCGGAGCUCACUGGCCCUGGCGGGACCCGCGCGUGAGGCCAAAGCAACAGAUGCGGGAAGCACUUUGGGGCUGUCGUCCUGGCUCCGCGACAUCAAGUCUGGAGAAGGGGUUGCAGACGAGGGCAGCGCACGGGGAAUCAGCGAACAGCGGGAUCCGCGAUGGUGCCCUUGCUGGUCCUGUGGUUGGUUUGGGCACUGCUAGGAGUGGCUGGAGCGUGCCCGGAACCGUGUGCCUGCGUAGACAAGUACGCGCAUCAGUUUGCCGACUGCGCCUACAAGGAGCUGCGCGAGGUGCCAGAAGGACUGCCGGCCAACGUGACCACGCUUAGUCUGUCAGCCAACAAGAUCACUGUGCUGCGGCGCGGGGCCUUCGCCGACGUCACGCAGGUCACGUCGCUGUGGCUCGCACACAAUGAGGUGCGCACGGUGGAGCCCGGCGCGCUCGCUGUACUGAGCCAGCUCAAGAACCUCGACCUGAGUCACAACCUCAUAUCCAGCUUCCCAUGGAGCGAUCUGCGUAACUUGAGCGCGCUGCAGCUUCUCAAAAUGAACCACAACCGCUUGGGCUCGCUGCCCCGGGACGCACUCGGUGCGCUGCCCGACCUGCGCUCCCUACGCAUCAACGACAACCGGCUGCGUACACUGGCUCCUGGCACCUUCGACGCGCUAAGCGCGCUAUCACAUCUGCAACUCUAUCACAACCCCUUCCACUGCGGUUGUAGCCUUGUGUGGCUGCAGGCCUGGGCCGCGAGCACCCGGGUCUCGUUACCUGAACCCGACUCCAUUGCGUGCGCCUCGCCUCCCGCGCUGAAGGGGCUGCCGGUGCACCGCCUGCCCGCCCUAUCUUGUGCACCGCCCAGCGUGCGUCUGAGUGUCGAGCCGCCGCCUGAGGCACCAGGCAGCCCCUUGCGUGCCGGCCUGGCACUCAUGCUACACUGCGUCGCCGAAGGACACCCCACGCCCCGCCUGCAAUGGCAACUUCAGAUUCCGGGUGGCACUAUAGUCUUAGAGCCGCCGGUCCUGAGCAGGGAAGACGAGGGGGACGAGGUGGAAGACGGGGAGGGGGAAGGAGAUGGGGACGAGCCGACGCAGACGGAGGCCCCAACCCCGACUCCAGCACCCGCUUGGCCCGCGCCCCCAGCCACUCCGCGCUUCCUGGCUCUCACAAACGGCUCCCUGUUGGUGCCCCUCCUGAGUGCCAAAGAAGCAGGAGUCUACACAUGCCGUGCCCACAACGAGCUGGGCGCCAACUCCACAUCAGUACGCGUGGCGGUGGCCGCUGCCGGUCCCCCAAAGCACGCUCCUGGCGCAGGGGGAGACCCUGAUGGGCAGACCCCGACCUCUGAGCGCAAGUCCACAGCGAAAGGCCGAGGCAACAGCGUCCUACCCUCCAAGCCCGAGGGAAAAAUCAAAGGCCAGGGCUUGGACCGGGUUAGCGUCCUCGGGGAGUCCGAGGGGCUGGAGGAAGCGGAGGCAGGUGAGGGAGAGGAGGCGGAAGACCAGGUAUCUGCGGACCCUGUGGAGGAGCAGCGGUGUGGCCACGGGGACCCCUCGCGGUACGUGUCCAACCACGCGUUCAACCAGAGCGCAGAGCUUAAGCCGCACGUCUUUGAGCUGGGCGUCAUCGCGCUGGACGUGGCGGAGCGCGAGGCGCGGGUGCAGCUGACGCCGCUGGCGGCGCGCUGGGGCCCUGGGCCAGGCGGGGCAGCAGGAGCCGGGCGGCCCGGGAGGCGGCCCCUGCGCCUGCUCUAUCUGUGCCCUGCUGGGGGCGGCGUAGCAGUGCAGUGGUCGCGGGUGGAGGAGGGCGUCAACGCCUACUGGUUCCGCGGCCUGCGGCCUGGCACCAACUACUCCGUGUGCCUGGCCCUGGCAGGCGAGGCUUGCCACGUGCAAGUGGUGUUCGCCACCAAGAAGGAGUUGCCCUCUCUGCUGGUUAUCGUAGCGGUGAGCGUGUUCCUUCUGGUGCUGGCCACCGUGCCCCUGCUGGGCGCCGCCUGCUGCCAUCUGCUGGCCAAACACCCGGGCAAGCCCUACCGUCUUAUCCUGCGGCCGCAGGCCCCUGACCCCAUGGAGAAGCGCAUCGCCGCCGACUUCGACCCGCGUGCCUCCUACCUCGAGUCCGAGAAAAGCUACCCAGCAGGCGGCGAGGUGGGCGGUGAAGAGCCAGAGGAGGCCCCCGUGGAGGGCCUUGACGAAGAUGCGGAGCAGGAGGACGCAGGUGGGGACCUGCAGAGGGAGGAGAGCCUGGCGGCCUGCUCGCUGGUGGAGUCCCAGUCCAAGGCCAACCAAGAAGAGUUCGAGGCGGGCUCUGAGUACAGUGAUCGGCUGCCCCUGGGUGCCGAGGCGGUCAACAUCGCCCAGGAGAUUAACGGCAACUACAGGCAGACAGCGGGCUGAGCCCGGAGCCCGCCUGGCCCUCCCAUUCCCAUCCCCCACCUGGAUGCCUGGGAGCAGAAGCCUAGGGCUGGCAGGAUUUAUGCCCCCCACCCUCGUCCCCGCCACCUUCACUUACUCUGCCCCCUUAUGACCCCCUAACCUUGACUACCGGGGACUUCUAGUGGGGAGUGGGACGAUUUCACCAGUCCGCCGCCACCUACGACCAUAAUUGUCCUUGUGGGCUGAAUUCCCCUCCACGGCAAGCACAGUUCCCUGCUCCUCCCUCCCCAUAUAAGACAUUACCCGCUGACCGUGAGGCGAAAUCCACGCCUCUCCAUUCCCAUCGCAAUUGUUACCUGCCCAGCAGCCGGCCCCAUCGUGGGCUCUGGAGCCACAGGAAACCGGAGAAGACGUUGGAAACGUCUGGCGGUAACGGUGUGGCUCCAGGGUCAGCCCGGGACCCCUAGCAGAUGUCCCUAGCGUGGAGCGCUGUGGGGUCCCGCCCCUACCCCUGCUCCGCCCUUUCCGGGGUGCACAUCCCAGAAGCCAGGAGUCAGUGGUCACUCCCUAGAUUUUACUUUCAAAGCCCUCUUCCGACUGGGAACCAAACCCUUCUAUUCCCUACCCCCAUUCAGCUUCCCACCGGCUGGAGCCGAACCCCGUGCCUGGGGCACCUUUCAGCUCCCCGCUCCGAUUUUCAUAUUUUCGUUGUUUUCAAAGACAGCGACACUCCGGGUCUGGUGCUAACACUCCCUUCCCAGCCUCUGGGAAAACUGGGAGUGUGUGUGUGUCGGGUUUGGGGGGGGCGGGAAAUGAAGCAGGGGGGGAAUCCGUUUUCUCUCGCCCUCUCUCCUAACUUAAAGCGGUGCUGAACCGCGCGCCCUUUUUCCGCCGAGGGUGCGGGCUUGGUCCCGGGCCAAAUUCGUUGUCGCUGAGUUGGGGUCUCCGGAGAUCAGUGCACUCGACAGCUCCGCUUCCGCUGCUGUAAGACCGGCCCAGACGUCAGCUCGAAAAGCGCCAGCGCCGGGGGCAUGGGAACUGUGGCCUCCUGGCUGGGUCUCUGGUGAGGACGUGCGCCCCGGUCCUCACAAAGCCUGCGCGUGACCGUGCGGCGGGAUCCCGGUGGAGAAAAGCCCCUGCGUCCUCGCGUGUCCCACCCCCCCACCCCCCGGAAGAACAGUAUUUGACCGGCGUGUAGUCCUAGACGAGUGUGCUCUGUAGGGGAACAGUCUGUGUCCUGUAAAGUGUGACUGUGUAGUGUAGGGGCAGGGAGGGAGGGAAGGGGAGGUGGGCCGCGGUGCGGCGACUCGGGCGGGGGUCUUUUUUCGUUCUGGAAGGAAAGCGUCGGGGUUGGGUGGGGGGUUUCCCGGGCGUGGGGACCAGCCCUGUCCGUGAAGCGCAGCACAAGUGCGGCCUGGGGCGGAGCAGUCCCCGGAGCCGCGCCCUUUUCUAAAGGCGUCUGUAUGUAAACAGCCAAUAAAACAAUCGAUUUGAACUGG